UAAAAAAUAACAAAAAAAUAAAAGGACCUAAACUCAAAAACAUGACUCUUUGCUUCGUCACUCUCCUCACACAAAACCACUCUCAGUGCCUUAUUCUCAAUGAGAAGUGAGAAUCGCAUACCAAUCUUCUCCUUCUUCUUCUCGAUUUCGCUCUCGCUCUCGCUCUCCAUCAUUCCAGGUUCUUCAUCGCUCAAAUCUCUUUCCAGUUUUCAUCUCAAUCUUAAUCGCGUUCUAAAUCCUUUUUCUCGGACAAAGUUGUGCUGAUUUCGAUUGAACUCAAUUGCGCUCCAGUAAUUAGGUAUGAGUUAAUUCUCUCUCAAUUCUAAUUUUUGUGCUCCCAAUUUGUGUUCUAUUGCAUCCUUUUUCCAUAUCUCUUAUCAAUUUUUAGUUUUAUCUGAGUUAAUUUUUCUCCCACAUUGGAUUUCACUUUUCUUAGUUCCGAUUCCUAUCGCAUGCACUUAUUGCAGGUUGAACUCAUAAUUCAUUGAUUUAGAAUCAAAGCUUCCAGUGUUUUCUUCGCCCAAUAACGUUAUCGGUUUCAGAUUUUGGUCUCACAAUAGUCACCGUCGCUCUAGAUCUGGUUCCCAUAACAAAACACAGGUUUCUGAUAAUGAAAGUUCUGAUAGCAAUAAUGGCUUGACCACAGGGGCUAUUAUAGGCAUUAUUAUAGGUUCAAUAUUGGUGGCUGUUAUUUUGAUACUUGCUCUUUUCUUCUGUGUCCGAAAGCAAAAAGGGAAGGAAAAGGUUACAAGAACUUCUAGUGGGAGCCUUCCUCAUGGAACUACUAAUGAGGAAGGGAGCUGGUUCCACAUAAGAGAAACCUCGUUGAUUUUGCAUGCUACCAAUCUCAAGAUCACCUCAAGCAACUGUUCGUUCUCUCUCUUUUCCCAAACUCAGAGAAGAAACCCGUUCACAUUCACUGCUUGCCAACUCGCUCUGCUGCCAAGUUCAACUCCACCGGAAUAUUGCUGGAGGGUUUCGUGUCUCUGGCAGCACUGCCGUCGUCGUAGGCGUUGCUUCUACCUCUAGUUAUGGGUGAUUCAGAUUUCAGUAUCAAAAUCCAUCAUGGUGGCAAAUUUGUUGACAGUGGACAACGAGUAGAGUAUUUAGGAGGAAUGGUUUAGGAUUUGCAUUUUGAGGUUGAUGAAUGGUCAUUGCAAGAGAUUGUCAGUCAGCUAAAGCAACAAGGGUAUAAGGGUUUUGCCAGGAUCUGGUACAAGGAACCUGGGAUGGAUUUGAAGUCAGGUCUUAGAGAGUUGAAGUCGGAUGGGGAUGCGAUGAAAAUGGCUAGGUCACUGGUGUCAAGUUCCUACAAACAUUGCGAGGUAUAUGUUGUCGAUGGAGUCAGAGAAAGUAACGGGAUUGAAAUCACUUCAACUGAUGCUGAUUAUGUGCCAGAGGGAGGUGAAGACAGUGCUAAUAAUGAUGGGUUGCUAGAGGUUGAAAUGGAUGCUGAGUCAGAGCCUUCUACUGAAGAAGAGGUAUUUGAUGACAGUGCUGAUGAUGGUGACCAUGAGGAUCACUUUGGGUUUGAGGUGGAGGAUAAUGAUCCACAAUCAAAUGCAUUUGGGGGAUUUAUGAGUCCACUAAAUGAUGAGAGAACUGCAGCAGCUGGAACAGCUGAAGGUGGUGAAGGUUUAAGGGAGGGUGAUGAGCAGGUUGGGGGCAUAUCUGAUGGAUAUGAGACUGAUGACAUAGACAGUUAUGAAGGGGACUCAGAUGAUAUGAUAAAAAAGAAGAGGUUCCCUAAAUACAAUGAGGCAGAGAUGAACAGAGAGUAUGAAUUUCAGGUGGGGCUGGAAUUUAAAUCACUUAGUCAAUUCAAAGAGGCUGUUAAGGAGCAUGCCCUAUUGAAUGGUAGGGACAUUAGGUUUCGAAAAAAUGAUAAGGUGAGGUGUAGAGUUGUUUGCAAAGGAAGAAAGGGAAAGUGCAAGUGGGUUUGUUUUGCGAGUAAGGUGGGGGAUUCUGACUAUUUCCGGAUCAAGACUUUGAAUAGAAAGCAUACAUGUGGAAGGAUUUAUAGUGAAAAACUUGCAUCAAGCAGUUGGAUCUCAAAGAAGAUUGCAAACAACAUCAGUAGAGGGGAGGAGAUGAAGCUUGCAAUAGUUAUUCAGACUAUCCAAGACAAAUACAUGGCCAAUAUCAGUGUUGGUAAGGCUUACUGGGCAAGGAGGAAGGCAAGAGAAGAAGUACAUGGGCGGGCAAUCCAACAGUAUGCUAAACUAAGGGAUUACUGUGCAGAGAUACUUAGGGCAAAUCCAGGAUCUAGUCUUAGCAUAUUGGUUGAUAGGCCUUCUAUUACGCACCAGCCCCGAUUUAUGAGAAUGUACAUGUGCCUUGAUGCAGUCAAGAAAGGCUUCUUGGCAGGGUGUAGACCUAUUAUUGGCAUGGAUGGAUGUCACUUGAAGGGUGACCAUGGACAGCAGCUGCUAGUUGCUGUUGGCAGAGAUCCAAAUGACAAUUACUUUUCCAUUGCCGUAGCUGUAGUAGAGGCAGAGACUAAGGACAGUUGGGGGUGGUUCUUGGAGUUGCUGUUAAAUGACAUUGGAGAAUCAAGAAAGUGGGUUUUUAUGAGUGACCAACAAAAGGGGCUGAUGGAUAUCUUUCAAGAGGCAUUGCCAACACUGGAGCAUAGGCUUUGUUUGAGGCAUUUAUAUGCCAACUGUAAAAAAGCAUAUGGGGGUGGUAUUGUACUAAGGGACCUUAUUCUGUCUAUUGCCAAAGCUACCUAUGUGGAAGAGUGGGAAAGAAAGAUGAAUCAACUAAAGAAGAUCAACAGAGACUAUUAUGACAAGUUGUUUGCUUUGGAUCCAAAAUUGUGGACAAAGAGUCACUUCACAUUUCUGGCCAAGAGUGACAUGCUGAUGAACAACAUCUCGGAAGCAUUCAACGGAAGAAUCCUAGAGGCAAGAGAUAAGCCAAUUCUGACGAUGUUUGAAUGGAUUAGGUGCUACUUGAUGACAAGAUUUGUAGAGAAAAAGAAGAAGGCAGAGAGGUUUGAGGGCUCUGUUUUGCCAAAACCCAAGAAACGGCUAGAUAUCAUCGCGGUUAGAGCUAUGGAGUGGCAAGCUAAAUGGGCCGGAGACCUGAAGUUUGAAGUCCACCAUAAGAACAGGAUGAUCAUGGAAAGGUAUGUGGUAGAUUUGAUGGUUGGAAGGUGUAGUUGUAGGUUCUAGGG
This is a messenger RNA of Arachis duranensis, 3178 nucleotides long. RefSeq lists its product as uncharacterized. The record is from RefSeq and is a predicted model, not a curated record. The coding region runs from base 1230 to 3176 and encodes 648 amino acids. The transcript is spliced from 6 exons. Lineage: Eukaryota; Viridiplantae; Streptophyta; Magnoliopsida; Fabales; Fabaceae.